Messenger RNA from Toxoplasma gondii ME49, 4179 nucleotides. Its product is annotated as DHHC zinc finger domain-containing protein. NCBI's taxonomy places the organism in Eukaryota, Apicomplexa, Conoidasida, Eucoccidiorida, Sarcocystidae. Gene Ontology annotation, molecular function: protein-cysteine S-palmitoyltransferase activity. The coding region runs from base 1714 to 3006 and encodes 430 amino acids. Gene Ontology annotation, cellular component: Golgi apparatus; endoplasmic reticulum. The record is from RefSeq and is a predicted model, not a curated record. The transcript has 7 exons. Gene Ontology annotation, biological process: peptidyl-L-cysteine S-palmitoylation; protein targeting to membrane.
AGUAUAGUGAGCUUUUGCACCCUUGGUUUUUCCCGUGUCUUUUGCCGAAUCCUGCGGAACUCUCUGCGGAACCCUUGAACCCUUUUGUCUUUUGUUGACAGGCCCUUGCAGUGUUUCCAGGGAAGCCAUCUACUUACUUAUUUGAAGGGUUGAGAAUUGACCGGAAAUGCAGAUGGGGAAAAAUCACGAGAGACAUAGCGCAGAUGUGUCAGCUUGCUGAGCCAUGGGAACCGUGCAAGCUGCGAGGCACAUGGCCGGCCGAGAUGCCGGCGAUCUGCUAAAUUGCUGAAUGAGAAUGAAAUUGCAAACGAGGGGCAGAUAUUUAUGUCCUUUUAACCGAUUUUCAAGACCUUACUGGAGACUGUUUCACAGAAAGCGCUGAAUGGAAGGAAUGCUUGACUCGGCCCUGCCAUUGGGGUCUCUUUUCGCUAGGCGCUAGUAUCGAGCGUUCGCUCAACAAGACUCGUCUCUAUCACAAGUUUUGGUACUUCCGAAAAGUUUCCAGUUCUGCGGGUUUUCUGGUGCGCUUCCGGCGGCGUUUUUUGUCUCAGGUCUCCGUUUCCCUGUGAUGAAGUUAGGAACCACACGCCGCUGAGUCGACGCGCGACCCUGUUAAUGGGAACAUGAAAUAUAGUUCGUGUCAGGUUUAUCAGUUGCUGAUGCCAGCGUCCAUCGUUCCCAAGUACCCCACUGAAUAAGAACUCACACACAUUCCAGUGUAAUUAGGCUUGCUUCUCCGGUCUCGACGCACCAUUACCAGCACCACGUCUCGUGAGAGUGUUCAGCUCCCUCGUCAUCUCGCGUCGAAGUCCAAAACCCUUCCGCGACGGAGUUUUUGUAAUUUGUGUGGAGGAGUUUGUUGUUACCUUUAGAUCUGCGUUGCUUUUCUCGCUCGUUUUCGCUCUCUCGUUUCCUUCUGAACAACGAUUUUCGCCUUCUGUUGGCGGUCCAGCGAACCCCCCGGCUAUGCGGUUUGAGUCCCCCUGUUUUGUGAACAGACGAGAGACGCUCAAGAGUCCACAGAAAUAUAGACAGCGUUUCCAUAUUGCCAAAAGACCUUUCUAGUAAGCGUCAACAGUUGGAUCCGGGAAGGCUUCUGCUAACAGUCGUUUCCCUUGGCCGCGCGUGUCGGCGUGUGGCUCGUUCAGCACUCUGCGGUCGAAGAGCCAACGGGAAUCAGGUGAAACCGUCACUGGAGUUUUUUUGCGAUAUCACUGUCGAUGGAUUUUCUGGACGCUUAAACGGAGGUUCGGUUGUUGGUCGUGAAUCAAAGGAGCAUUUAUGACGUUGUUCUAGACAGUGUCUUCUGCGACUUAGACUACUGGCCCGGACUUUGAAGGCCUUUCGUUACCGGAUCAGAGUCCUGCGACGCACGUUUCAUGAUCAACGUAAUACGAAGGUCUGCAUUUCCCGGUGUGUGCUGUGCCCACGACUCGCGCGGCUGUUUCAGUUCUUGCCGCACUGCGGGUAAAGUGCUUCCCCUUUAGAUCCUUUUUCACGACCUCCCAUAUCGUGUGUACUGUCGGCCCCACUGUAACGUCUUCCUCCGUAUUGAUUCUUUUUCUUGUCUCUGUUUCGGGGAGUCUGUGUGCGGCGUUCCUCUCGGGCGUCCGCCUUUUGCACCAUGCCAGAGGGUUUCUCUGGGCACCAACUGCAGCUUGAGCCUGCCACCUCACUUUUGCAGAGCGUGUCUGUCUGCUUGCGGUGAAAACGAUGUACGCGACGAGCCGCGCCGUCAGGGGGCUGUCGCUGAUUCCCCUUGUCAUAGUCACGGGGCUUUUCCUCUUUGCCUGGAUCACCUACGUGUACAUUUACCUCCACUUACAACUCGUUGAACGUGACAACAAUGUCCCACUCGCGGCUGUUCUUGGCAGCUGCGCUGCGGCGCUAUGGCUCCUCGCCCUCUGGUGCUUCUAUGCUUGCGCUCUGAGAGACCCUGGGGAAGUCAGCGAAGCGUGGCGCGCCGAAGCGACUGCAAAGAAGAUUCCCUACAUAAAACCGGAUGGAUCUGUCGGCGAGGGCGGGGUGCAGAGCGCGAGAACAGAUGAGGAGGCACCUCGAUCUCGUGCGUUCCGGAUUCGGGACUUUCACCCUGGAUAUGCCACAACGUGCACUCACUGCGCACAGGGGCUACGACCCGAAAGAGCCCACCACUGCUCCAUCUGCAACAAGUGCGUGAUGCGAAUGGACCACCACUGUCCGUGGGUAGGCAACUGUGUCGGGUUCAACAACUACAAACAGUUUCUUCUCUUCAAUUUCUACUGCGCGCUGGUGUGCACUUUCAUGGGCGCCUCCUCGGCGCCCUGGAUCGUCGACGAAUUUUUGUUCUCCGUAAACACCCUCCGUGGCCAGGGGCUUUCUCCAGGAACAUGGGGCGUCUUCUUGAUCUCCUGGGUGAUGCAAGUUACAUUUGGCUUCGUCACACUCGUGAUGUUCCUCACUCACCUCUACUACGUUCUCGUCAACAUGACGACCAUCGAGGUGCAGUAUCCUUCGGCGAAUCCGUACAAUGUCGGCCGUCUUGCCAACAUGCAACAGAUUUUCGGCAAAUUUGACUGGUCCUGGUUUCUCCCCGUCACACCCCGACAACCCAUCUGCUCAGGAGAUGUUUUUCCGUAUAGACUGGAUCCGCAGUCGCCUCUGGGAGGAGAGACGGCGUUUCCGAGUGGGGACAGCAGCAUCCCGGUGGGUCUCCGCGACUUCGCUUCCGCCCCGACAACGAGUUUGGAUGGCGUUUCUGGAAAAGGAAAGGAAAGAGACGACACUGGCGGCACCCUGCACGAAAGCGACGAAGACGAAAGAGCGGCAAAGAGAGAGGAAAAAGCGACGGCUUUGUUUGGUGGCUUCUGUGAGAGAAAAGAGGAAAAUGGCCCGAGUGACAGUGGGGCGCAUGCAGGACAGGGUGGGGGACGAGCAGGAAAGCGAGACGAAGAAGAUACGGAUUUAACUUACGACGGCGUUUCUGACGACGGCCUAGCAGCUGGGUCCGGUGAUGCACAUGUCUAAUUUCGCUCGAGAGAGAAUUUCUCGUUUCUUGCAUCCAAGAGUCAAGCAGACCUGGUUUGUCUGCAAAAACUGUUGUGCGACAGAGUGGUCGUCUGUUCUUGCAUACUUACCUCUUUCUCUCUUUAAAUGUAUACAUACCAAUAUCUACGUGUAUUUCGAGGCGGAUGACACUCCUCUGUCACCUGUUUCUUUCGUUUGCAAGAACGUUUUGAGGGAAGGAUACGUGUGAAAUUGCAGGAGUCUAGUGUACCCACUUAUCCUCACGCUUUCCUCGAAUGUCUAGGCAUAUAUAUAUAUAUAUAUAUAUGUCUGGGGCCUCUGUUGCUCUCGCGCAUUCUAGUUGUUCCUUCGUAGAACCGGGACGCUUUUUUCUUCUCUGUCAUUCGACGUAAAUCCACUGCGAAGCUGCAGACGCGUCGCUGCCGAUCCCAUUGUAGGUAUUUGCAUUCGGUGCAUGCGUUGUGUGUGUUAAACUGUUUCCUCAUGAGGGGCUUGGGGCGGGUGGGGGAACCCAGCUACUCGCAGGCCACAAAGGCGAGAGGUUACUCUCUCACCGCCAGCUCCUCAGAUUUCAUGUCAAGGGGAAGGGAAGUUUUAAGCAGUCCAGGGGAGCGGUGGUGUACAGCAAGCACACAGAACUUUAUUCUUUAUUGUCUCUGUCCUCAGAGAGGGCUAUGCGAGGAUGCGCUUCCAAAAUUUGCUUAUGGAGUUCAUGCGUUUCUCGCAUUCUAUUGUGUAAAGUCGGAAGCGUGUAGGCACUGUUGGGAUGCCUUGCGAAAACCGGUUCCGGUUCGUGAAGCGAGCAGCAUACUUUCUCCGUGCAUGCAUUCAGGUGCGGGGCUCACACCCAUUUGCUGGACGCGCAUGCAGCAACUUGAGCAUGCACAUAUCUAUGUAUGCGUGCCUACACGUAGGCAUCUCGCUUAUAUAUGACUUUGUAUGUUUGUUAUGUAUGCAUGUAUGUAUAUAUAUGUAUAUAUGUAUAUAUAAAUGGAGGUUAUAUAUAUAUAUAUAUAUAUAUAUAUGCAUUUGUCUACGCAGGGGGGACGCUUCGCAAAGUUGAGAGGUGGGAGGCAUGCAUCUGGUGUUGUGGCUUCAUCCGCUUGUGCACAGGUUGGCCGUGUGUUCUUUCCGCAGCAGAAACUGAGAGAUAGAAACUCCAAGAAGUUGCUA